Molecule: messenger RNA, 540 nt
Organism: Nicotiana tabacum (common tobacco)
Lineage: Eukaryota; Viridiplantae; Streptophyta; Magnoliopsida; Solanales; Solanaceae
Source: RefSeq, a predicted model, not a curated record
AUGAUUCUGGUGCUUAAAUCUUCGCUGAGGGUGAAGGAAUUACCGCUGAGGCGGAGGUUUUUCCGCAGAGAGUGGAAGGGGAGCGCUGGGGCGGAAAAUGGAGUGCUGAGGCGCUCCAGGGAAGAUCUGCAGCCACCAGAAGCGCGGUCAGCAGUGAUGUACUGCGGUCAGCGGUUAUGGGAGUCCGAAAGAAUAUGGCCAAAAACCACACCGAUAAUUCUCUUAAAAGAAUCCGAUAAAGACUGGACACCUACUUCAUCAAAGAGUAUAUCUUCAGAAUCUCAUUCCAACAAUAGAAAGAAACGGACAAUGAAAAAUUCAGGGAAAAAAGGCGUUAGUGAGGCUGUAAAUAAUUUUCAGCGGAUAUGGAGCAAUGAAGACGAGAUAGCUGUCUUGGAAGGCAUGCUUGAGUAUGCAUCCGCGAGAAAUAUUAGCCCCUCAGUAGAUUAUAAUGCAUUCUAUAUUUUUGUGAAGGACAAAUUGCAAGUUGAAGUAAGCAAAAAUCAACUGAAAAACAAAGUUAAAAACCUAAAAAGCUAA